UUAUUUUUUUAAUUGGUGUAAAAACGAAUAAAAACAACCCAUAAUGAAUAAACCCACAUUUUAAAGUUUGAUCAAUUAGAUCUCUGCACGCUACGGGGGUCGUUCAGUAUGGGUGAGCAAUGGUUGAGGCAAGCACAAGUAGGCUUAUGACCCCAUGAGGUUUAAUGCUAGCAGACGUAGCCUUAUAGCUCCAUCAGGUUUAAUGCUAGCGGACGUAGCCUUAUAGCUCCAUCAGGUUUAAUGCUAGCAGACGUAGCCUUAUAGUCCCAUCGGGUUUAAUGCUAGCAGACGUAGCCUUAUAGCCCCAUCAGGUUUAAUGCUAGCAGACGUAGCCAAAGAGCCCCAUCAGGUUUAAUGCUAGCAGACGUAGCCAAAGAGCCCCAUCAGGUUUAAUGCUAGCAGACGUAGCCAAAGAGCCCCAUCAGGUUUAAUGCUAGCAGACGUAGCCAAAGAGCCCCAUCAGGUUUAAUGCUAGCAGACGUAGCCAUAGAGCCCCAUCAGGUUUAAUGCUAGCAGACGUAGCCAUAGAGCCCCAUCAGGUUUAAUGCUAGCAGACGUAGCCUUAUAGCCCCAUCAGGUUUAAUGCUAGCAGACGUAGCCUUAUAGCUCCAUCAGGUUUAAUGCUAGCAGACGUAGCCAAAGAGCCCCAUCAGGUUUAAUGUUAGCAGACGUAGCCAAAGAGCCCCAUCAGGUUUAAUGCUAGCAGACUGCAAGAUGCUCAUUCCUACAGCACACCAUUGGCUUCCUGCCACCACAGUGUCCAUAUGCUCUUCUCUUCACACAUUUAUCCAACUCUCCCUGCAAACAUCAAUACAGUCCGUGAACCACCAUGCCAUUACUUGGUGUAGAGGACAUCAAAAGCAUUUUCACUACACCAUAUCACCACUCGCAUGCAUAAGCUAAUAAUAUCCAUACACUCUCACAUGACGUACAUACCAUACCAUUCUGGUAGUAGUUGAGUUCUUUAGAGUGACCGGUCCUGCCCUCUGACUAUUGCUCACUCCCACCGAAACGCCCCCUUGGCCUCUGUCAUCCAAUCACGGGCUCAGCAACACCUGUCCCCAGCUCAGACAUCCAAACCUCCCAUUAGUCUGUGACCUUUGACAUUGGCCUUGGUGAGCAGAACAAGUUGAACUGUCUGCGGCAGCGAGGGACCUGAAAGCAUCAUGGGAUGGAUUGGGAAAGUAUACAGAAUUUUACCCACCAUGCAUUGGUAGGAUCAGCUCCAAUACUAUCUCGUCAAUGUGAUUUGUGUUGUCUACAAAUAAAUUAAAGACAUCCUGUGUUGUUUUUUUGUUGGCCACUAAUUUGUCCAACAUGCACCAAUAUUAGAUCACUCUGAGGCCUAAUUCACCCAUUUACACAUUGGUAUUUAUUCAUACAUCAUUAACUAGUGAUUCAUAUGACCAAUAGAGGGUCUUUUUGUUAUGUAGCCUAUUUAGGCCAACAAUCCUGUACUGCUUUGGUUCUUCCAGUCAGCCAGACAGCCAGUCAGGAGUUUUCAGGGUGGAUUUGACAGGCACUGUAUUGGCUGAUACGUCACUCAAUAACGAGUCACUCAAACCUCUCUAUCACACUUGUAUUAUUAUCCAGCUUCACUGUCCUCCCUUCCUUCUAGUCUUUACUGUGGGGAGAUGGUAGUUAGCAUUGCCUGUUAUCUUGAUUCAUAAAGACUCAUGCAUGUUUAUAUAACUAGUAGAAGUAAUAACUAGUGUUUUAUUUUAGACCUUUAAUGGCUCUUAAAAUUGAUUUUAAGGUAUAUUUUAUAAUAUCAGAAAUGCUAAGGAAGAUGUUUCUUCCAUCAUUCUUACACAUUAGAUUAGUUAAUGUAGUCAAACAAUACAAUGUAAGAAAUAGUUCAAGUUUAAUUGUCUAGUACAGCGUUUCCCAAACUCAGUCCUGCCGACCCCCAAGGUGUGCACGUUUUUGUCCUAGCACUACACAGCUGAUUCAAGUAAUGAACUCAAGCUUUGAUUAUUUGAAUCAGCUGGAGCAAAAAACCAAAACGUGCACCCCAUGGGGUCUCCAGGAUGGAGUUUGAGGAACGCCGGUCUAGUACAUCUGGAUGUGUUGUGAUAGUGUGUAGCCCAGAGGCUGUUCUAGGUCUCACUAGCAGACUGUCUGCUAGUCUGGCUGGGCCUCAGGAGAAGAAGGGUCGACUGCUCUGAAUCCGUUUGUUUUAACUGUGUUUUUCUUCUAGGAAUUUGCUCUCUCUCAUCCACCGAAUGAUCGAGUUUGUGGUGCGUGAGGGCCCCAUGUUCGAAGCCAUGAUCAUGAAUCGAGAGCUUAGCAAUCCCAUGUACCGGUUUCUGUUUGAGAACCAGAGCCCAGCACAUGUCUACUACCGCUGGAAACUCUACUCAAUACUACAGGGAGAAGCGCCAACAAAAUGGCGGACGGACGAAUUCCGCAUGUUCAAGAACGGCUCGUUGUGGCGCCCUCCUCCCCUCAACCCCUACCUACACGGCAACUUUGAAGAGGGGGAGGAGCCAGAGGAGGAAGAAGAGGAGCCUGGGAAGAAAGGAUGCUUAAAAGAAGAAGAGCGUGAUCAGCUAGAAGAGCUGUUGAGAGCUCUGACUCCUAGGAAGGGGGACAUAGCAGAGGCCAUGUUGUUUUGUCUGAGUCAUGCCGAGGCUGCAGAGGAGAUCGUAGAGUGUGUCACAGAGUCUCUCUCCAUCCUCAAGACACCACUCCCCAAGAAGAUUGCACGGUUAUAUCUUGUGUCUGAUGUGCUGUACAACUCAUCUGCUAAAGUAGCCAACGCGUCGUACUACAGAAAAUACUUUGAGGCCAAGCUCUGCCAGGUCUUCUCAGACCUCAAUGCAACAUACAAGACGAUACAGGGUCACCUACAAUCAGAGAACUUCAAGCAACGAGUGAUGUCGUGUUUCCGUGCGUGGGAGGACUGGGCCGUGUACCCAGAUCCCUUCCUCAUCAAGCUACAGAACGUCUUCCUGGGUCUAGUCAACUUGUCAGCUGAGGAGACGGCUUCCACUCCCAUCACAGUAGAGAAACCACCGUUUGAACACCUGGCCCCUAGUCUGUUGGCCCAGCCUGAGCCAGUGGAGGACAUCGACGGGGCCCCCAUUGGGGAGGACAUGGAUGGGGCCCCACUGGAGGACGUGGAUGGGGUUCCUAUAGGACUGGACGGGGCUGCCGUGGUGGCCGGCGCCCCUCUAGACGGAGCUUCCCUGGGGCUGGAUGAUCUGGAUGGAGUGCCCAUCAAAGCCCCGGAGGAGGACAUAGACGGACUGCCCUUGGAUCGUGCUGCGGCCAAAGCUGCAUCCUUUAAAGUAGCACCUUCAAAAUGGGAAGCAGUGGACGAGUCUGAGCUGGAGGCGCAGGCCGUGACCACCUCAAAGUGGGAGAUCUUUGAGCAGCCAGAAGAGGAGAAGAAGGGCGAGGACGACAGUGACGAUGAGGACACCAAGAGUUCUCGUUCAGAGGAGCCUCCCAGUUACUCCAACCCCAUCAGAGACGACUUGGACACCAAGACCAAGCACUCUGAGAUGAACGAGGACAGACGCACCAAGCUACGGGAGAUAGAGGUCAAAGUGAUGAAGUUCCAGGACGAGCUGGAGUCUGGGAAAAGGCCCAAGAAGUCUGGCCAGAGUCUCCAAGAGCAGGUGGAACACUACAGAGACAAACUGUUACACAAGGAAAAAGAAAAGGAGAAACUGGAACGGGAGAAAGAGAAGGAGAAAGAGAGGGAGAAAAGGGAUAAGGAGAAAAGCGAAGCUCGUUUAAAAGACGCCAAGAAGGAGAAGGAGGAGUCUACUCCGACCAGGAGAGACAGGCGUGGUCUGUCUCCUGUGGUUGCUAAGAAACGGCGUCACAGCGUCUCGCCCGGCAGCCCCCCGAGGAGCAGCAGCAGACGGGCUCGCUCCCCGUCCCCCCGCUCGGAGAGGUCAGAACGUUCCGCGCGCUCGGACCGCUCCUACUCCAAGGACGUAGUGUCGUCACGAUCCCGCUCCUCCCACAAAGACUCCCCUCGCGUCACCAGCAGCAAGAAGUUGUCCAAAAGGUCUCCCUCUUUACCCCGCACGCCCAAACGUUCCAGGAGAUCACGCUCCAGAACACCCAAGAAAUCCGCUAAGAAGUCACGGUCAAAAUCACGGUCUCCGCAUCGGUCCCACAAGAAAUCAAAGAAGAGCAAACACUGACAAAUCACUUCCCUGUUCACUCUCCCCUAUACACCCAACCUCCACUAUACACCCCCCCUCUCCCGUGAUGGAUAAAUAAAAUAAUGAACUGGAGUGGCAGCUCCGUUCCCUGCCUGAAUGUUCCUGUGAAGAAGAGGAUGAUGAAGAGGAGUAACGGGUAUGCCAUGUUGGGUCUCGAUGAAUCCAGCCUGGUUGCCAUGUUGGGUCUCGAUGGAUCCAGCAGGGUUGCCAGGUGAGGUGUCUCUGGGAUCUAGCUGUGUUGCCAUGUUGGGACUAAAUGGAUCCCAGCUGGGUUGCCAUGUUGGGACUAAAUACAUUUUGCCAGAAUGGAUCUAACCCGAAUAAUAAGAAAUGAUGAUCUGGAUAUGUGUCCUGCCCACUCUUCCACCGCCCAAUGGGGUUAAUCCUUGUAGUAGACCACACCCCCAGUGUGAUGAUGUAGUCUUUUUUUCUCCAUGAUAUCCUUUUCUUUUUGAAUGAAAAGGAUUCCUAAUAAAAAUUAAAUUUGUCCUUUAACUCUUUGCAACGCAAAUCGUUUUAAACAAGUCCUGGAAGUCCC
Molecule: messenger RNA, 4722 nt
Organism: Salvelinus namaycush (lake trout)
Lineage: Eukaryota; Metazoa; Chordata; Actinopteri; Salmoniformes; Salmonidae
Product: U2 snRNP-associated SURP motif-containing protein-like
Exons: 15
Coding region: 2226-4163 (645 amino acids)
Biological process (GO): RNA processing
Cellular component (GO): nucleus
Molecular function (GO): RNA binding
Source: RefSeq, a predicted model, not a curated record